This is a messenger RNA of Epinephelus moara (kelp grouper), 5628 nucleotides long. RefSeq names its product ELMO/CED-12 domain containing 1 (gene elmod1). The transcript is spliced from 12 exons. NCBI's taxonomy places the organism in Eukaryota, Metazoa, Chordata, Actinopteri, Perciformes, Serranidae. Gene Ontology annotation, molecular function: GTPase activator activity. Bases 181 to 1185 code for a protein of 334 amino acids. The record is from RefSeq and is a predicted model, not a curated record.
AGACCGGAGCUUCCUCCACUCAGUGACUGUCAUCAUGGAGGAAAAGCAGACGACUGGAGCCGAGUGAAGAGGACCAAACGCCGCAUCCCCAUCUUUGUUUCACCUCUUAUUAUUAUCAGAAAUCGGUGAUCAAUCAGCAGAAUCAGCACCGGAGACACCUGACUGGUGACAGCCGCCAACAUGAAGGAUUUCCUGAGAGUGGUGACCCAGUUCUUUGUGUUCCUCUACUGUAAAUGUCUGUGGCGGGGCCUGAAGUUUGUCGCCAGGAAGUUUACGGGGCGCUGCGAGCUGCAGAGAAUCUGCUACAACAACAAGCAUGGAGCCCGCAGGACCCUCAAGAUAGAAUCAUCUCUGAGGUACUCCAAGACUGAGCUGCUGCAGUCUGCCCUCAGCGUCCAUCCUGAUAAAGUGGAGAAAACCAUUGAGGACAUCAUGGCCUUGAAGAAGAUUAACCCUGACACCAACCCACAGCUGGGCAUCUCUCUCCAGGCCAGCCUGCUGCAGAUUGUGGGCUACAGGAGCCUGGUGGCUGAGGUGGAGAAGCUGCGCAGGGAGCCUUAUGAUUGUGAAAACCCUGAGCACGAGGACCUGCUGAUGAAGCUGUGGAAGGAGCUGCGUCCUGACACACCUCUCACCGGACGCAUCUCCAAACAGUGGUGUGAAAUUGGUUUCCAAGGCAGCGAUCCCAAGACUGAUUUCAGAGGCAUGGGCCUGCUGGGCCUGCACAACCUGCUGUAUUUUGCAGAACACGACAAGGCCACUGCUCUGCAGAUGCUCCACGACUCUCUGCAACCAAAGCACAAGAGCACACACAGAAAGCCAAGUGAGAUAAACAAGCCUGAAUGGGAACAGAAGAAUCUAGACAAAGCUAUCGGCUACUCUUUUGCCAUUGUGGGCAUCAACAUCACAGACCUGGCCUACUCUCUGCUGGUGAGUGGAGCUCUGAAGACCCACCUGUACAACGUGGCUCCAGAGAUGCCGAGCCUGCUGCACUUUCAGCAGACCUUCUGUUACCUGAUGCAGGAGUUCCACCGUUUCUGGAUCGAGGAGGAUCCGAGCGACAUCAUGGAGUUCAACCGGGUCCGCUCCAAGUUCCACCGGAGGAUCCUGCGACAGCUGAAGAACCCAGACAUGGCUCUGUGCCCCCACUUCUCCGCCUCCGACCUCCACCUGGUCAACCUCUAAACACACAUCCCCUGAGCCCUGUGACCCUCCCCACUACCCCCCACUGAUCCCUUCAUACCCCCACAGAGGUCUCCCCUGGAUGUCCGGUAGGCAAACAAAAAAAAAUCAGAAAACCCUUUACCCUCACACACAUGGUUCCUCAAACUGCUGGACACAUCUGGGGAGACUCUCUCCCUCCUCUGCUCAGCCCACCUCGUCCCAGCUAACGUCAUGUCGCGUCACUGCCAAAAGCUCACUCAACCACUACACACAUACACAAACACACACACAUAUGUACACACACACACUGCCUCUACGCCCUCACUGCAGCGUUACACCACCAGCAUCAGAGAUGACCAUAGCGAUUGUAGCUGUGCAUGAGGAGGCUGCACCACACCACUCAUCAUUAUCUGUUGCUUUAAUGAUUCAUGACGAUUGUAUCACAGCCGUUACACCUCAGUUACGAACCCGUGCUUCUUCUCAUAACAAACCAAAUUUACUUUCUCAGCCAAAAAAAAAAAAAUCCCUCUUUUAGACUGCAGCUUAGUGCUCAUCAGUUCAGAAUAUUUUGGCAAUUAGCUGGUCAGGCUUUCAGACACAAAACCAAUAUUUUGUAUUCAAACUGAAGAGCUAUAGAUAUAUAGUGUACGUUUAAAUGAAGCAUUAAAGAAAUGUUGCUGGCGCUGAUUCAAUCAAAAGCUGUACGAAGGCCAGUUCAUCUUUUAGCUUUGUCUGUAUUAGGUCAUCAAUAUAGAUUGUACUGUACUUUUUAUGUCUACGUGACAUUAGCACCUAAGACUUCUCCUUGCCAAAAUAUUGAAUGUGGAGAACUUACAAUCACAGCAGUAGUUUGUUUCUUGUGAGCUCAGAUGUAUGUUUUGUAAACCUGCGAAAUUAUGUUCAUUUAUAUUUUAAAACAGGCACAGUUCCCACUUUGGAUACUAAAUAAAGCUAAUUAACUUUUUUUCUUUUUUUAAAAAAAUUUCUUCACACACAUCACCCAAAACAAUGAAAAUAAAUGAAUGAACAUUUUUUGCAGGUUUGCAAACUGUGUUUUUUGCCUUUGCUUUGACCCUUACGUGUGCAGAGAUUCUGUUAUGAAUGUUUCUCACAUGCUCACAUUCACGAUUGUUUGACUCUAUUUUAAUUCAUUGAAUGUGACACUGUGUCCACUGUUGUAUCAGCCAAAGCAAUAAUUUACAUUCAUUUCACUGCACAUCUCUUUUAAAUGUAUUGAUUUGCACCAUGCGUGCCUAAUUAUUUGUUUUAUUUUAUAACUCUGAGCUGGAAUGCUGAUCAACGUAUAGCUGCUACAUGUAGCGUUUAAUGGAGGUAAAAUAUUACCACUGAAGACAUUCGUGUGAUUACUGUAAACAAAUGUCCCUUGGCAGCCGCUGUGCUGCUUUUUACAAUGUCCAAAUUUUGCGGGAAAACGAAGACAUAUUUGUCCUUUUUUAGUGAAGCCAAAGACACGGAGGACUGACAGGAAGCAUUCACAGAGAAUGUAGUCUUAAUGUUCUUGAGCAUGAAUGUGAUCUUAUCUCCUCUCCACCGUGAUCUCAUUUGCUUACAGUAAAGUAUCGACUUAGCAGAGAUUUACUAAUGUUCGUAAAAGUGCUACACAUAGAAGCUUUAACAAGCAACAACCAGAGAAAUAAGACGUUAAAUGUAGAGCUGCUCCAUUGAGAAUGAAUGAGGUAGUGAUUUAUACUAAUGCAGUAAAGAGCUGACGGUGAAAAUGUAAGAAUGCUAAGGUGGAGGCGUUGAUCAGCCAGUCAACACAGGAAAAUAAAUUACUUUUUUAUUAACGUGGUAUUACUAGAUGUCACUGUCAGCUCUCUACUGUGGACUUCAGACUGCAGAGUCCUGGCCAACGAAGGUAACACUCUGAGGAAAAUUGAAUUACUGCAAACAAAAAUACAACUAUAACAUUUUCAAAUAAAUUUGCUAAAAAAUCUGUGCUUAUCGCCAUAAAUGAUACUCACCUUGUGGUCCCGUAAACAUGAUUCAUAGUUGUGCAUAGUCCUUAUGUAGAGCCUAUGCCGAAGCCUUUGCAAGUGGCCUUCACCGUUGUGAGCAUUCAUAAUUGUGUGCUGGUGUGUCACCUUCGCUCUGCAAUUACACCCUGAAAACGGUAGCUUGCAGUGGUGUUUCUAUGCCACUAUAUUGAGUUUCUUUGUGCACGUCAAAAAAUGGUGACUGGAACUGAGAGGAUCAUGUUGGAGUUGGCGUUAGCUGUGGCUAGAGGCAUUAUGUUUUCGGGUUUUCCCUCCAUCCAUCCUUUUGUCUCACUUCUGAACACGGUAUCUCAAGAAUGCAUCGAGGGAAUUUUUUUUUUUUUUUCAAAUUUGGCACAAACGUCCACUUAGACUGAAGGAUGAGCUGAUUAGAUUCUGUAGGUGAAACGUCAAAGUCAUUGUGACCUUGUCUGUUUCAUUCUCUUGAACGCAAUAUCACAAGAACACCUUGAGGGAGUUUCUUCAAAUUUGGCACAAACAUCCACUUGGACUCAAGGAUGAUUAGAAUUUGGUGGUCAAAGCUCAAAGGUCAAGGUUACUGUGACCUCACAGAACAUGCUUUGGCCAUAAAUCAAGAAUUCAUAUGCUAAAUAUAACAAAAUUGCACACAAAUGUCAAAUAGGAUAAAAUGACAUUUUAUAUCCAAAAGUUCAAAUUUCAGCUAAAACUGUGCUGAUUGUAUAGAUCUUCUUUGCUGCCGGGGUGUGUGAUGUGUGUGAAGCAUCCAUGUUUUCACAGACAUGGAUGUCAACUGUAAAUGCAACUUGAGUGGUGCGUGGAGGCGUACAACCGCUAGGUGGUAUUCUAGUUAUUGAUCUGCUAUCAUGUGGGCACUUUUUUCCCACCUGGGUCCCCUCUCCUAGCAAGUCUUUUUCAGAGGCAAAAUGCCUAGGAGAAAAUGCGAAGCUACCAAGUGGACUAAUCACAGUUGUGCGGUCUGUGUCGCCGCAAUGUUUAUCUAUACUUCUUAGUAGGUGCACAUCAGGCUCACGGAUGUAUUAAGAGAUCUGGAUACAGCAUUGAAUGCGGGACCCUAUUCAUUCCUAUGAAAGUUGUUCAGUGGUGAAUGAAGCCAAAAAGGUGCUAUUUCUGCAGUAUGAAAUAAUCUGGGUGAUCGGUGCUGCUUCUGCAUCAUUGUGCCCAUAGAGCAAGUGCACUAAGACUUACGCUGGCCGAGCCAACUACUUAUGGAUUUGCGCUACUUUAACUUGAAUGAGAAUAAAAUGAUUUAAUCUUGCAGCUCUUCUAGACUUUACAAAUAUUAUCGGACCGAAUGGAUUAAAUCCUGAUAGUGGAAUGAGUCAAUAUGCGCGGGUUGUGAUGCUCAAAAAAAUGUAUCCAUUGAUUUAUAGAUGUCUCUUUCCCAGUGUAAGUCAAUGGGAAAAAGGCUUUUAGGGCCCAAUGGCAUCACGUGACGGACCUCUAAAAUUGCAGUACCACUGUUUGGACACUAUGAAAAUUGACCAAUUCCAGCUGCGACCCUGUUUUUUCCCAUUCUCCACAAGGAGUCAUAUGGGAAAAAGUCUUUUUGGGCCCCUGGCAUCACAUGACGGACCUGGUCCGUUUGGCCACUACAAAUAUUGGCUUAAAAAUGGCUGAUCUGGCUACGAUACGCAUCUACGCUGUAUCUACGCCGUACUGAUAGUGUAGAUUCAGUGCAGAGGUAUAAACUGGCUUUAGAUUUGCCUUGCGACUUCUUCUGGUUUCUUCUUGGUUUGGAACCACUGCAGUAGAUGACUCUCCUUUAAAAACCCCCAAAACAAUCACCAUCUAAUUGAUUGUCUGUGGAGCAUCAGUUUGAUUGUUAUCUCAGCUCUGAGUCAUACUUUUUCUUUUCACUGAGUGAUAAAUCGUCUGACACACGUGUACUUCUUCACAGCUGUGUUGCUUCACUUGAACAUGUGACCACUGUAUUUAUCAUUCAUGAGCGUUCACAUCAUGUGAUGAUGCUGACAGCUCUGACAAAUGUAGGAUAUAAUUUUACUGCCAUGCUUGCACUGUUGAUUGUGUUGAUAAUAGUAUUGAAUAUCUUGCUCCAUUGAAGUGAACGUCAAUGCUUUUUCUUUCUCCUGUCAGUAUUAAGCAGCCGGUAUUUAAGUGAAUGUCAGUGCUGGUUUCAUUUCCUGCUUGCGUUUCGUUUUGCUUUGCUAUGGUCAGCUUUGCACUACUGUAAAAAUAAAAAUGCAGUUUCCUUUAUGAUAAUAAACCAGUUAUUUGUGGGAUUAGGAGUAUACGAUACUGUAGAUGAAGUUAAGUACAUGCUGCUGUAAAUUUUUCUGCUUUAAAACUGCCUAUAAGACCACAAUCUGCAUGAUGGUAUUUUCAUUGUCACUGAGAUGACAUUCUGUAUUCUUCAGUAAAGCCUAAAGUACUAAUAGAUAUUGUAACAGUGUGCUUCAUUUGUCUGUGCUGUACUUUUUGAGACCACAAUAAAGACUAAAUGUCA